AUGUCCCGCCAUCAAGCGUACCGUAAUUACGAUUACGAGAAUGAUCUCGACGAAUAUGAAGGCGAAGGGAUUUCAGAAGAAGAAGAAGAAGAAUUGAGUCCAGAAGACCGAGCCCAGAUGGACACUGGCACUGCUCAAGUUCGAACCGCCCUUGGAACUGAGUCGUCAAAGGUUACAACUCAACAAAUCCAAGAAGCGCUUUGGCAUUAUUACUAUGAUGUCGAUAAAUCUGUGGUUUACUUAACGACUAAGUUUAUCGCCCCUCCGAAUAAGAAUAAGAAGAAGGAUACGGGACCACAACAUCUCGCGAUUGCAGCCGGGAAAGGCAGAACAUCCCCAUUUGCCGAUUUCUUCAGCGACAUGCCAUGGUUAAACAUACCGAAGGAACGAGAGACAAUAUUCAUCGAACCACCACGGGUUCCAGGUGGCCUGUUAGGGGGCACCGGAACAACUGGCAAGAUGUCAAAGCUCCAGGCACUCGCUGCCGCGCGCAAGAAGAAGGCAGACAAUCAAAAAUCAGAAGAGAAACAGCCUCACGAAACAACACAGAAGCUCGGCAGUCUUUCUAUAACUUCGACGCAAGCUGAAUCCACGAAGACGAAGGAGAAUAUACGGCCAUCAAAAACUACCCCUAAAGACAAAACGGCUCUUACCGGGGCCAGCAUAACCACCUCCCAACAAAUCGAAUGCGAAAACUCAAAGACUGGAGACGAACAAAUCCAAGGUCAACUUGAUACGACUAAGGACAGACCAGCCAACUCGCCAAUCUCUGUUAGCUCGUCGCCUAUGGAUGUUCCAUUUGAGACGGCCGUGCCAUCCCCCUUUGCCCAGGCUCUCCUCGGUUCUGUUAACAACUCUGCUUCAAUCGCGCCGAGAAACUUUUCGUUUCCUUAUAUGAAUUUUACUUCAUCAGUAGCUGACGCCUUCUCAGCUCCAAGUCCAGAUGACAUAGUCCUAACGGCACAAUCCCAAGCAAGCAGUAAGAAGAUCGCUGCUAGUAUACCUAAGAAGAAAGCCGACUCAGGAGGGAGGAGUGAUGAGGUUACAGAAAACGUGAAAGGCCUCAAAAUCGAUGAUGCGCCGUUGCCGAAAAGCAAGAAUCUCGAUGUGCUAAAGGAGUUCGACAAGAGCAAAGGCAAAAAGAGCGCAAGUUUUGUAGUUGUCGGUCAUGUGGAUGCUGGCAAGAGCACUCUAAUGGGUCGCUUACUUCUCGAUCUCAGCGUCGUCGACCAAAGAACCAUACAGAAAUACCGUAAAGAAGCCGAAAGUAUAGGAAAAUCCUCGUUUGCACUUGCGUGGGUUUUAGACCAACGGUCAGAAGAGCGCUCGAGAGGCGUAACUAUCGACAUUGCGACGAACAAGUUCGAGACAGAAAGCACCUCAUUCACAAUUCUUGAUGCGCCCGGGCACCGCGACUUCAUCCCCAACAUGAUCGCAGGUGCAAGCCAAGCAGAUUUUGCAAUCUUAGUAGUUGAUGCUACCACCGGAGCAUUCGAGGCGGGGCUCAAGGGGCAAACAAGAGAACAUUCUCUUCUCAUCCGCAGCAUGGGAGUGUCACGCGUAAUCGUUGCCAUCAAUAAACUAGACACAAUUGGGUGGUCACAAGAUCGAUUCGACGAGAUUUCCCAGCAAGUUUCCGGCUUCUUAUCGGCAACAGGAUUUCAGCUUAAAAAUAUUAGCUUUAUUCCUGUCUCUGGCUUACACGGAGACAACAUAACGAAGAGAUCCACGAACGAGGCGGCUAGUUGGUAUCGGGGGAAAACUCUCAUCGAGGAGUUGGAGAGUUCGGAGCCAAUGGCCCGGGCAUUGCACAAACCUUUGCGCUUGACGGUUUCCGAGGUCUACCGCUCAACACAAAGUCCACUUACAAUCUCCGGACGGAUAGAUGCCGGGUCAUUGCAAUCAGGAGACGCGCUCCUCAUCCAACCUAGUGGAGAGAAAGCCUACGUCAAAUCUUUGGAACUCGAUCAAGAAUCAGUGGAUUGGGCUGUGGCAGGACAAAACAUAGUCAUUCACCUCAGCAAUAUCGAUCCGAUACACGUGCGUGUCGGUGAUAUUGUCUGCGAUACGAAACAACCAAUCACUUGUAUUGACACAUUCACGGUCAAAGUUCUUGCAUUUGACAUUCUGAUGCCAAUGCAGGUAGAUGUCCACAGGGGACGUCUACACGCGGCAGGUCAAAUUUUAGAGAUACCGGCGCUCUUAGAUAAGACCAGAGGUACGGUGCUGAAGAAGAAGCCCAGAAUCGUGAAGCCGGGGAACGUCGCGAGAGUAGUGGUCAAGAUGGGAACCAAGGUGCCGCUAGAAGCGGGUCAGCGGGUUGUUUUAAGAAGCGGAGGUGAGACGGUCGCCGCCGGGUUAUUGGAGUGA
This is a messenger RNA of Annulohypoxylon truncatum, 2370 nucleotides long. RefSeq lists its product as uncharacterized. The record is from RefSeq and is a predicted model, not a curated record. Lineage: Eukaryota; Fungi; Ascomycota; Sordariomycetes; Xylariales; Hypoxylaceae. Gene Ontology annotation, molecular function: GTPase activity; GTP binding. Gene Ontology annotation, biological process: translation. The coding region runs from base 1 to 2370 and encodes 789 amino acids. The transcript is spliced from 6 exons.